This is a messenger RNA of Juglans microcarpa x Juglans regia, 1395 nucleotides long. RefSeq names its product putative UPF0481 protein At3g02645. The record is from RefSeq and is a predicted model, not a curated record. NCBI's taxonomy places the organism in Eukaryota, Viridiplantae, Streptophyta, Magnoliopsida, Fagales, Juglandaceae. Bases 1 to 1395 code for a protein of 464 amino acids. The transcript is spliced from 2 exons.
AUGGAACCACCAAAACUUACCCAUGACCACGAAUGGGUCAUACAUAUAAGUCGAGCCCUAGAAGAACGCCUCGAAGAGGACGAUGAACCAGUUCCCACUAGCAUCUUCAGCGUACCCAAAAUCCUAAUGUCUAUCAAACCAGAAGCAUACACGCCACAGCUUGUAGCCCUCGGCCCAUACCACCACCGGCGGCUUGAACUCUUGGAAAUGGAGCACUCCAAGCUUGCUUCAGCUAUGAGAGUGCAAAAGCACAUCAAAGAAAUCAAAUUUCGUGAUUUGGUUAACCGCAUUGUGGAAAGUGAUUGCAUCAUUCGAGCUUGCUACCAUCGAUUCUUGGUGUUUGACCCAGAAACACUCGCAUGGAUAUUUGCCAUUGAUUCUGCCUUCAUAUUGGAGUGCCUCCAAACCUAUUCUUCCAUAACAAACCGAGGCUCAUUUUUGCGAAUAUCUUCUAAAAUGGCGCAGUGGAUCGACUACGCUAGGAAGAAAACCACACAUGACCAUGCAAUACUCAGGGAUAUCAUCAUGCUGGAAAAUCAGAUCCCUCUCUUUUUGCUUAAAGAAGUCCACCACGCAUUUUAUUAUUACGAAGAUCGUGACGAAGUAUUAGCCGACAUGCUGUUGGGUUUCUGCAAAGAUCUAUCACCCAUCAAGUAUGUUAAUGAUCAACAAAAUUUCAGGGAAGAAUGUUUCGCGAGAGCCCAUUUGCUAGAUCUUCUAUACUACAUGGUAAUUGCGCCAAACUUGCAACUUUCAACUGAUUGUGAGCAGGAAAAGCCAGAAGAGGAUAAAGAGAUUGGUUGGUCUAGAAAAGCCUGGAAAUUAAUCUUGAAAUCGCUGUGGUAUAUUUAUUUUACCCCACUCCUCCUCCUUAACAGAAUUUUCAAGUCGAAAGUAGUCACACUCAUACUCUCAAUACCAUUCACAAUAAUCUCGACUUUUGCGAAUCGAGGAAGCAAGAGUGCUACUGCUAUAACCGACCUAAUAUCGACUGCAGAGAACGUGGCUGAGAAUUUGGAAAUCCCAUCUAGUCAUGACGACGGGAAAGACGAAAUUAUUCACUUAGAUGAUAACUCCGAGGUGGUGCUAAGGAACCUCGUGGCCUACGAGGCAUGUAUUGCGCCUGAGGUGAUGGCUUUUACACGUUAUACAGAGUUGAUGAAUGGAAUAAUUGAUACAGAGGAGGAUGUGAGGAUUCUUCGUAACGCAGGGAUCAUCUUGAACUGCCUCAAAAGUGAUGUAGAAGUGGCAACACUUUGGAAUGGGAUGACGAAGUCUGUGAGGGUAACGAAAGUUCCAGUUCUUGACAAGGCCAUUGAAAGCGCGAAUACUUAUUAUUCGAAGAGUUGGAAAGUGAGCAUGAACCUAAACAUGAAGAAUUAUAUCUUUUCUUGA